UAUGUCUAGGCCCAAAACUGCUGUCUAUGUAGGUAGCUCGCUAGGUUUUGAGACACGGCCUGUAUGUGAGAGACUCUUGGGAGGAUGGUUAAGUAAUAUCCGCAGGAUUAAACCGGGGAGAGUUGUUUCCUGAACUCUUGGUGCGGUUUGUUGAAGGCCAGCCCUGUUGCAGCUCAGACAGGAAAAGGAAGACGGAAGUAGGGGAAGGGAAGAACAUCGAAAUGAAAGGAAAAUAUCGAGACAAAUGACGUUCAACCAUGGAAGUGUCGGAGACGCCAGCAUCGCGCAACGAGGAUAACGUAGAAGAUCUGCAGACCCAGAUAAUCGAGUGCCGAGCCCAGCUGGAACACUGGCAGGGUGUGGCUAGGAUCUGUGAGUUUAGCAAACAGGAGGAGCUGCAGGAACUGCAAAAACAAUUUGACCAGGAGGUUCAGUCAUUGCAGGAGGCUCUGAGAGAAACAGCUGCUCAGUAUGAGGCCAGAAUAUCUGCUCUUCAGUCAGAGCGAGCGCAGUGGAGGAGAGCCGCUCUGCCCCAUGACGGCAAGAGAUAUGUUAAAAAGGGCAAGGUGGAGGGUACCUCUCCUCCCACUGAGGGACCACAGGGCAACUCUUCUCCCCCGCGGGGGGCUGAAUCUGAGGGCUCCGGGUCAGACUCUGAUCCACUGGAAUUGUUGGCAGAGGUGUCAGAUUCAGAGACCACAGGCCUUAUGAUGGACUACUUCCCCCAGCACUGCGACUCUGUCUCACUCUCAUCCUUCUCUUUGGACACCCCCUCUUUGCCCAGGCAUCUACCCCCUCAGGAUGACACUGCCUCCCUGAUUUCUACAAGAACGCUGGUGCCUGAAGCGAUUUACCUGCCACCACCCAGCCACAGACUGGUCAGUCAUGCCGACUGGAACCAACUGCAAGCACAGCUUAAAGAGUUUCAGGAGGAGGUGACAGAGCUUAGAAAGCAGAAAGCUGAGCUGGAGAAAGAAUUGGAUGUGCAAUCCACAGAGACUCAAAAACAGUUGUCAGUGCUUCAGUCUCAGGUGCACACAUCUGAGGCCCUUCUUCAAGACCUACAGAAAUCUUUUAGCCAAUCUCAGAGUGCCGUUCAGAGCAGAUUGGCAGAACUGUCUUACUCUCAAAAGAGAGUUUGUAAUGAACUCUCGAAGUUGAAAGGUGAAGACCCUGAGGUGGAUGAAGGAACAGAAGAUGCCCUUGCACCCCUCAGUCCAACACUACAGGCAGCUCACUGUGAAGAGAGACUUCGUAUUGAAAUAGUGAACCUACAGGAGCAGCUGGAGACACACACAGAAGAGAGCGAGAUUUUAGAAGUCAAGCUUGCCAGCCUGAAAGUAGAGACGGACCGCAUACAGAACCAAAAAGAAAAGUUGGAGGCUAGGCUGCAUGAGUGUCGUACAGAGGUGCAGGGCCUUCGGGUGGCACUCUCUCACCUUCAGAAAGAGAACAAAGCACACCUCCAGGAGAAGACGCAGUUACAGCAGCAGUGUUUAGAGUUGCGUAGUCAGGUGAUCAGUCUGCGCACUCAGCUAGACACUAGUCAGGCUGUACAGAAGGAUUUUGUGCAGCUGUCGCAGUCACUGCAGGUGAAAUUGGAGCAGAUUCGGCAGGCGGAAUCAUUGAACCAAGUCAAGCAAAUUCUAGGGGAGGAGAUUGAAGAUGACCCUGAUUCACCUGCAGAUGCCACAUGAAACAGUAGAAGAACAGGUGACUUUUUGAAGACCAAAGUGAAGAGACUGGUGGGCAGAGAGGUGGUCCUCAGAAAGGACUAAGCUGAGGUGGACUGCCCACAUAAAAAAAAUAUACAUUGAACUGAAGAAGUAAACGUCCUGCUUUAUGGGUCUUAAAUGCUUCUAAUAAACUCAAAACAUUCAGGCUAAAUUUGAUUCCUUUUGAAUGUGGACCAAGACUGCUAAUACUUGAAUUUUGUAAAAUGCUAAUACACUGACUACUGUCUACACUAGACUUAAUGUUACUGCAGUGUAAUUGUUCUCUCCCUGGUAUAACGUUGGCUGAAUCCUUGUAAACUAAUGCACAUUGACUGGUAUACAUUACUCAUAAGUAAAUGACACCAGCCAAUUAAAAAGCUAUACUAUAAAGCAAUACUAUAAUGAUUUGGGCAUUACAUUUAUGGCCAAAAUGACUUUGCUGUAAAGAUCCAUGAUUUCAUUAUGAAGUAACUGGUGCCUGAGGCCAGUUAGUGGUGAAAGAUCAUUAUUAUGUUAAUGAUAUAAUAAACCCCUAAAUGUGUUUGAAUGGGGCUAAUAAAUGUUUUAAAUUCA
Messenger RNA from Myxocyprinus asiaticus (Chinese sucker), 2288 nucleotides. RefSeq names its product rab GTPase-binding effector protein 2-like. The record is from RefSeq and is a predicted model, not a curated record. Gene Ontology annotation, biological process: endocytosis. Gene Ontology annotation, cellular component: intracellular membrane-bounded organelle. Lineage: Eukaryota; Metazoa; Chordata; Actinopteri; Cypriniformes; Catostomidae. The transcript has 13 exons. Gene Ontology annotation, molecular function: growth factor activity; GTPase activator activity. Bases 258 to 1697 code for a protein of 479 amino acids.